CGAUCGACAGGCAACAGUACUCCGUCGAACGGCAUACCGAGCACAUCACACGUCGUCGCCCUUAUCACAGUACACAGUAUCUCAUCAGUGUUAUCAUCGUCGUCGUGAAAACUACCAACAGUGUCACAAUAAUAUUGUUUUUGUUAUUAUUAUAAUAUCGUCGUUCGUUAUCAUUCGUUGUAUAUUUACUUCCGGAUCCGAUACAUAUACAAACCGCGAUAAAAUGGCUUAUCUGUCAAACAGCUUCGACUUCGAACACAUGCAAAACUCUACCAACUGGGAGGCCGUCCACAAGAAACGGUCUUUCGUCGCCCGAAAAAUGCACAAAAUCAACAAGACUAUCAAACCGAUACUGAGAGCGUUGUGCCGCCGGAACGCCGUGACUCCGGCCGCCCAACAGGACGGUUCGGCUCUGGACCCGCGGGGCCUAUCACCCGAAGAGCUGGAGAACCUUCAGAACGAGUACAUCGAACGCAAGCUAUCACAGGCGGUCGUGUACGACGAGGACGACUAUUACUCGGACACGGUCAGCAUCGAGUCCGGACUGGGCAUGUCGUUCGAGGAACUCCGACCCGCCGACCGCAGGCAGCUCGUAUCUUUGUUGCCGGAGGCCGGGUACUACAUGUCCCGCGAUUUCUGGUUCGAAUCGGACUCCCGCACCGCCGGCCGACCAUCAUUCACCAGCCAACAGACGCCCCAGAGACAGCAACCCUGCAGGUACUAAUAGUGCACCAAGUUGCUGUCGUCCGUCUCGUCCGUCCGCCCCCGAAAGUCUUUCACAAAUUGCUCAAAACUCGUUUCUAUAAUUUAUUAUACUAUACAUGUAUAUAAUGUGUGUUUGCGUGCGUGUGUAUUUUUAUUUUUUAUUUUUUAUUUUUAUGUUUUUUUGUGGUAUUUAUAAUACUGGGAUCUCUAAACAGUGUAAACCAUUUUUACCACCUGUAAACGUGUUCGUAUAAUAAUAUAUUAUAUAUUUAUCGCACUAUAUUGAUCAAUUUCGAUCAGCGAAUAUAUAAUAUUUAUUAUAUACAAAUUAUAUUAUUAGAUUUAACUUUGUUUAUAUGAAAGAUAUUUUAUCGUCUUGCGAUUCUUUACUGAUUAUCAUUAUAAUAUAUUGAUUUUUUUUUUAUAUGUACUUAAGACUUAACAAUUAUAUUUUUAUUUUUGUUUUUAAAAAAAUAUUUGUACAAUAACGUAUUACGAAUUUGUAUGUAUAUAAAACGCUGUCGUAUGCAUUAUUAUUGUAUUUGUGAUAAAUAAUUGUUUUUUCAACAGCGAUUCUGUGAUUCAAUUUUAAUAGCUGCAGUUAUCUACAACUAACUGCGGUUGUUGACUGAUAAUGUUUAUAUUAUAUUAUAUUAUAUUGUGUUCCUUUGUUAUAAAUAAAAUUGAAAAAAAUCAAUUGAUUUUAAA
Messenger RNA from Metopolophium dirhodum (rose-grain aphid), 1413 nucleotides. RefSeq lists its product as uncharacterized. NCBI's taxonomy places the organism in Eukaryota, Metazoa, Arthropoda, Insecta, Hemiptera, Aphididae. The record is from RefSeq and is a predicted model, not a curated record. The transcript has 2 exons. Bases 224 to 724 code for a protein of 166 amino acids.